GCCAGCCAUGUCAAUUUACGACCUCUAUCCCCUCUUUCUCUCUUUUCUCUUCUUCGCUAUUAUUUCUCCUGGUUUCUGCUCGCCAUAUGCCCAUCCCACUGAAACUUCGCUCGCGACAAAUGCCUCAAGUACCUCAAUCCCAAAACACCCUAGCUUCCUUCCACGCCAAAGACUCGAGAACAAAUUAUCUCCUCGCCAUUGCCAGCCGUAUUAUACGACAUUCUCUGAUCCGUCCACGGUUGCCGAAAGAAAUUCUGAUCCCUCAAAUGCACCCUUCGUCGCGCUUUCUCCUCCAGAAACAUAUGCUUUCACUUCAAACGGAUUGGAGAUGUAUCUUCGGAAGCCAAAAGGCGAGGUUCACAGCAAGAAUGGGAUCAAUGAUAAGCUGGGCGAAGCUGCUACGAUCAAUUCCACAUUUUGGAUGGACAGCGGGAAGGUUACAUAUGAAGUUUCCUGCGAUUAUGUGCCGGGAGUGGUCUGCGCCUUCAUUUUGAUCGACUCCCUCCAAGCCUCCGACGGUGAAACACAUCUUGACGAAAUCGACGUUGAACUCGUCGGGUCAGGAUCAGCUCGCUGGCAGACAAACAUAUUCAAGCCUUCCAAAGCUGACCCCGAUCCCCAUUACGGGCAUUUUGAUACCAAAGAACAAUACACGCAAAAUCCUUCUUACACAUCGGUGCACAAAUAUUCAAUAUCAUGGGACUCGGAGAAGAUUGUGUGGGGCGUGGACGGGCAGGACGCGAGAACGUUGCGGAAAGAGGACACAUAUAUCGAUGGUGUUCCUCACUUUCCCGGCGAAUCCGAUCCGCUUCGUCUACAGCUUGGUAUUUGGGACGGGAGUGGCGCGGAGGGCACAUCAAGUUGGGCUGGUGGUCCGGUCAACUGGGAUACUGCCCCUCAAAACAUCAUAGCAAUUGUGCGCAGUGUGUCUGUCGAGUGUUGA
Lentinula edodes (shiitake mushroom) is the source of this 943-nucleotide messenger RNA. Its product is annotated as glycosyl hydrolases family 16-domain-containing protein. The coding region runs from base 8 to 943 and encodes 311 amino acids. The transcript has 4 exons. The record is from RefSeq and is a predicted model, not a curated record. Gene Ontology annotation, molecular function: hydrolase activity, hydrolyzing O-glycosyl compounds. Gene Ontology annotation, biological process: carbohydrate metabolic process. NCBI's taxonomy places the organism in Eukaryota, Fungi, Basidiomycota, Agaricomycetes, Agaricales, Omphalotaceae.